AAAAAAUUUGGGGGGCUCGUCUUGUUUCGAGGUCCUGGAAGAUGUUCUGUAAGUCUAAGGGUAGAAAAGAAAUAGUUUUUGCCAAAGAUAUCCACAUUAGAUGGAAUAGUACAUACAAAUUGAUUCACCAGAUUCUAAAAUAUAAAGAGGAACUUGCUGAAUUUUUUAGGGAUGAACUUCGUAUAAUCAUUGAUCCUUUUGAAUUUGUUAUUGUUGAAAAAUUGAAUGCCGUAUUAGAAGUUUUUAAUAACGCAACUCUUACUUUUUCUCAUGUUUACCAACCAACUACAAAUACAUUUUUAAAAGAGUGCGUUACAAUCGCAACAUGUUUUCGUGAAAGUAAGGCUGAUCCAGAUUUGUACCCAUAUGUCUCUCCUAUGAUACAAAAAUGGUGUGCUUAUUAUUUGUACAUUCCUGAUAUUUAUAAAAUAGGGAGUAUCAUAUACGCACUCACAAUUAAGUAUUAACGGGUGAAUGAAAGCGCUAACAAAUUUCAGCUUGGCCUAACAAUUUCCCUCCAAAAAGCCUCUCGCUCGACUCUCUUCGCUUUGAUAACUGUUUCCCCUCCGAGCCCUUAUUGCCGGUGGAAUUUGCUAUACAAAUGAUAAUUGACGAAAUAAACUCGCCGGAUCUCCGGCGAAUCGGCCACGAUGAUCCUCAAUUUCACAUAUGCUAUCAAAUGGAGUUAUCAAUCAAGGAAAUUGAGCGUCAUCCGCCCGGAAAGCCCUUGCCGGAGACCCUCUCCACAGAACUCCAGCGCUGUAUUAUUCAACUGUCUCCGCUCGUACCGCUUCCCAACUCAGUCAAGCUGCAGAUAUGGAAGCUCAGCUACCGCCUCUGGAACGCCUGUGUGGAUCUCUCUAACGCCGCAGGAGUCAAAUCCUCCGCCUACAAACUCAACGAAGAACACGCGAAACUGCGGCAAGCCUCCGCGGACCUACUCUUCCUCGCCUGUGAUGUCUCUGGUAUUCCCUCACCCGCUUUUAAAACCGCAUCCUUCUUCUAUAAGACCGGCCUUAUUUGGCACGAGCUUAAGAAGUUUGACCUCGCUAACAAUUGCUUCGAGAAAGCCACUGAUCUAACAUCCAAAAUAAAAAUCAGUUCAAUUUCAGAUGACGAUGAAAAAAGGCUUUUACUAGACAUAAAUAUUGCUCGAGCGCGAACAGCUUGGGAGGUUUCCGAUCGAAAUUUGUGCAUCACUUUGUUAAAUCGGUCAAAAAACCUACUGUUUGGAGUUGCGGAGAAUUACAAAGCUUUAGCAAACCAGUACAUGAUAUUUGCAAAGACUCUAAUGUCGAAAGGUGAAGUUUCCGGAGUGAAUGAAGAAACAAAAUUGAUGAAUGAAGCAUUGGAGUUAUGUGAGAAAGGAUUGAAAAUAGUGAAAGGGGUGGAGGAGAAAACAGCUUUGAAGGAUCUGAAGUCAAAGACACUUAGAUUUAUGGCUGCAUCUCAUUUGCAGAGAGAUGAAUUUGAGAGUGCAUUGAGGUGUGUGAAGUUUUUGAGAAGCGGUGAGAGAGAUGAGCAUCCUAGUUUGAGUGUGCUGGCCAUGAAGGCUUGGUUGGGGUUGGGCAGGUUCGUAGAAGCAGAGAAGGAGCUAAGGGGGAUGGUAUUAGAUAAUGGUAUUCCAGAAGGAAUUUGGGUUUCAGCAGUAGAGUCCUAUUUCCAAGCAGUAGGGGCUGCAGGGGCUGAGACUGCAAAGGGGGUGUUUCUUGGACUUUUGGGAAGGUGUCAUGUCAGUGCCGGUGCAGCACUAAGGAUUGUGAAUAAGGUGAUAGGAGACGGUGGGUGCGAUGGAAAGGAUGCAAGUGUGAGGGCAAAGGUGGUUGCUGAGCUGGCAUCUGAUGACAGAGUGGUGGAACUCUUUGCUGGAGAGGCAGCUGCCAAGGAGAGGACAGCCAUGCAUGCUAUUCUAUGGAACUGUGCUGCCGAACAUUUCCGUUCAAAAAAUUACCAGAUCAGCGCAGAGAUUUUUGAGAAGUCUAUGCUGUAUGUUCUUUAUGAUAUGGAGGGUAGAACUAUCAGGGCAAAUGGAUAUAGAGUUUUGUGCCUUUGUCAUCUAGGCCUCUCACAGCCUGAUAGAGCUGAAGAGUACAUUAAUGAGGCUGACAAGCUUGAACCAAAUAUAGCUACUGCCUUCCUAAAGUUUAAGGUGUACCUACAGAAGAAUGACAACAAUGCUGCCACCUCCCAGUUGCAAGCAAUGUUGAGUUGCCUAGAUUUCACCACUGACUUUCUCUUCCUAGCUGCUCAUGAAGCCACUGCUUCCCACUCUCUUCCAGUUGCCAUAGCUUCCUUUUCCCACAUCUUAGACUUAUAUUCUGCAGGGAAACCAAUGCCAACUACUGAGGUCGUAACAUUCCGGACCUUAGUGGCACUUCUAUCUCACGACCAUAACAAUGAUUCUAUCAUCCUCAAACAGAUGAGACGAGCUCACGGUAGAAUGUGUGACCUUGGGCCAAAAGCCUUUUUUGGGAAAGGCGAGGCUGGAAAACGUGAAAAAAAUUGGUUUUCAGUGAAUGCUUGGAAUUCUGGGGUAAGAUCUGGAAAGGAAGAAAAGUAUGACUUAUGUGCAGAGUUCUUUAGACUUGCAUCGGAAUUUUAUAAUGCUGUGACUGAUGAAGAAACAGAAGGGAACAAUAUGAUGGUUUGCCAGUCACUGAUUUUGUCUGUUUCUGCCAUUAUUGCUGAUGAGAAGCACAAACAUGGUACACUCACGGAAACUGAAGUCAAGCAGGCCAUCACAUUGCUUGAAACGGUGCAGAAGAUACUAAAGUCAACUGCAGGUGAAUCCGACAAUCUGUUAGAAACGAUUGGACACAACUUUCUCUUUGCAUACACAUGGAGUGCAUACGAUCUGUACGGGAGGUUGGAUGGAAUGGGUCACCAACAGCUUCUCCUAAUAAAACAGUAUGUCAACUCAAAGACCAGCACCCCGGACCAUCUCCUCCAAAUAGGCCUAGAUGCCUCACAAGGGCCGCGGUCAAACCAAGAAGUAGCGUCAUUUGUACUGAACACGUGCCUCUCUGCCCUCCUGGCUGCCCCACUGCCCGAUUACGCCACGGUCGCACUCGUCCUCAGAAAACUGAUCUCCCUGGGGACCGUCUGGAAGGGUGACACGCGCGAUGACAGCGUGAUGGAAAUGUACAGGCAAGCGUACAGGAUCAUGGUGGGGCUGAAGGAAGGGGAGUAUCCGGUUGAAGAAGCGAAAUGGCUUUCCAUGACUGCGUGGAACCGGGCAGCGGUGCCCGUAAGGCUGGGGCAUACUGAAACCGCCAAGAAGUGGAUGGGUAUGGGGUUGGAGUUGGCGAGGAUGGUUCCCGGGAUGCAGGCUUAUAUCUCAUGUAUGGAAGAGUUUGUUGCUGGGUUUGAAGAGGGAGUUCAGGAGAAGAUGGACACUGGUAAAAGCAGUGCUGUAUUAGUCAGCUGAAUCUGAUUCUCAUUUAGUGCAGAUAGUGAAAGAUUCAUCAGUGAAUGAUUUUUGUCAAAGUAUCAGUUGGCCAUCACUCGCCCCAUAUCCCCUGUCCUUUGUCAUGUUAUAGCCAGCUUUCAUUGUGUUGUUGGGCACAAUGUUGUUACUAGUUGCAAUGCAAACAUAUAAGUAAGGCUUUUAAAUUAGAAUGUACCCCAACUUUUAGACGUACUAGUAUCACACCAGUGCAUUGCACGACUCAUAUUUAUAUUAUGAAAAUAUAUUGGUGUCAUUAUUGAAGAAUAGAAAUGGACUGUAUGAUGAAAAAUAAAGCUGUAAAACAUUA
Molecule: messenger RNA, 3755 nt
Organism: Cuscuta campestris
Lineage: Eukaryota; Viridiplantae; Streptophyta; Magnoliopsida; Solanales; Convolvulaceae
Source: the annotation of a GenBank genome assembly